Thrips palmi is the source of this 17319-nucleotide messenger RNA. It is a transcript of the gene gw, whose product is annotated as protein Gawky. NCBI's taxonomy places the organism in Eukaryota, Metazoa, Arthropoda, Insecta, Thysanoptera, Thripidae. The coding region runs from base 251 to 6058 and encodes 1935 amino acids. Gene Ontology annotation, biological process: miRNA-mediated gene silencing by inhibition of translation; positive regulation of nuclear-transcribed mRNA poly(A) tail shortening. The record is from RefSeq and is a predicted model, not a curated record. The transcript is spliced from 23 exons. Gene Ontology annotation, molecular function: protein binding; RNA binding. Gene Ontology annotation, cellular component: P-body; nucleoplasm.
GCCGACGACGAAGGUAGCCAAUCACAGCCGCCGUCGGCUAAUGCGGAAUCACGAUCACGAUCGUGAAAUGGCGUUGGCGUCGAACGUCUCUCGUACUUGAUGUGGUUGUGAAGUUUUGUUUACGUUCUUCCUAAACUUUCCAGGAUUGAUCUCUUCCAAUAUGGAUUACAAUGUUCGCUGAAGAUCCCUUAAUAGUCAUUAUUAAGAUUUUUUUUUAAAUACAUAGCCUGCCAAAGAAGAAUUGAGCCCAAUGUUCUCCAACAAUUCUAGUUCUCUUGAGAUUUCUUCUGUAGCAAAUGGCUCCACACAAAAUUUUGAAGAUAAUGGAGUAGAAGUGUUACAUGGAGCAGGUCAGUCUGCUGAACCUGCUCUCAGCACAUGUGGCAACGAACCUGUAGCCAAGGAGGGGUCCAGUGUCCCUACCAAACCUGUGCCUGACAUGAGAGACACACAAAAUUGCACCAAUGACUGGCCAGGCGAUGUGGGAAGCCAAGUGUCAUCCGUGUCAUCCACAUCACUUGCCAGUAGCAUCACCUCAACGGCAGCACAAAGUACUAAUAUCGAAAGUACAAUGCAAGAUGGUCUGUUUUCCAAAGAUGCUCCUACUGUUGUGCCCUCUCUCAGUGCCUCCGAGGUAGCUACUAGCAGCAGAAGCCUAGUGAAACCAUUGCACACGGGCUGUGAUUCCUGUGGCUGUUGUAAUCAUCACCCUGAUGACAACUGUGCCAGUUGUUUGAAGUCUGAGGCUUGCAGCAAUGCUUGCAGCCACCAAAUCACCACCCAAUCCUCUGCAGAGGAUGCCAGUGGGUGUCUCCUAGUGGAGACUGCCCACAAAAUGUCUGUGAUAUCCAGCUCAAGUGGCGUGGUGGUGGCCACAGAGAUGGAGCCUAUUCCUCCGUCCCUUAGCACCAGCUCAGGUGCUCCUCAGAGCACCAAAGCAGUGUUCGCCUGUGACCUUGAUUCUUCCAGCAGCAAUAAGCUGCCUCUGCAGCGCUUUGAGCCUAGCAAAGCUAAUGGCAUGGCAUUGCCCAAUGAGUCAAAGCAGCAUCACCAAAAUAAAAUCACGCCUGCUGCUGAAAUAGAGAUUGCAAAGUUCCCAGGCCAUCUCAUUCCUUCCUGGGAGGAGAAACUUACUACUGGUGCUCUUUCUGAUCAGGAUAAUAAUUACAAUAAGGCUAAUCAUAGUAAUAAUAGCGUUAAGGAACAUUCCCAAUUGGGAGGAGGAGAUGCCAAGCAGAGCAACAAUGCCUGGAGUCUAACUCCAUUCAACAUUCCUGAGGCAGAGGGGGAUGGCAAUUCUCGAGUGCCUCAAGCCAUUCAAGCAACGGUCCAGGGUAUUAAUGACAGUAGCAACCCACCUGCAAGCUUUAAUAAUAAUGUUAAUGUUAAUGAUUACGGUAAUGUUAAUGAUAAUGGAACUGCUCCUGUACUGGACAAGAGUACAAUUUUACUGAAUGACUACAGUUGUUUGAAUCUGCCAUCUGACAAAGACCGUGAAGCAUAUUCACCCUCCAAGAAAAUGAAUGUACCUUACAACCUGACUGAGGUCUCGAAGAAGCAAAACAAAGACUCAAUGGAAAAGUUGGUGAAGAAUUUCACUCAGCUGAAGAGUUGCGGUCAAAUGAUGGGACCUGCCAGCAACGCACGAUGGGGCAUUCCUCAAGGACUUGGUCUCCGUGGUGGGGGUGAAAGCUCCUUGAACAAUGGAACCACUGGUUGGGGAACACCUCCAAGUGGAAACAACAACUCGAACAACAACACCAACAACAGCAAUAACAAUCCUGGAGCGAAUUCUGCUGCUGCAGCUGGAUGGGGUACUGCCAAUUCCACCCCUAAUGCAGGAAACAAUCAAGGUGGCCAGUCCCAAUGGGGUGCACCCAACAACAACAGACCCAACACUGGGAACAAUCAGAAUGCUGGUGCUCCUCCUAUUGCUGGCCAAUCACCUCCACAAUCGAAUCCGCCUGGCCAGCCUGCUCCAAGCCAGCCAGGCCCUCAAGGCCAGCCCAACCAGCCACCAGGGCAGCAACAGACUCCGCCUGGUCAGCCUCAGCCUCAACCAAACCCUGCUCAGCCACCACCAACAUCUCAGCCUCCCCCUCAGAACGGAUCCAAUCCGUGGAGUCAAGGAGGGGACAUGGCAGGUCCUAAUCAGCCACCCCCGAGCGGCGGGCCUCCAAACAACAACAAUGGUGGGCCUCCAAACAAUGGGUCUGGAGUUCCUGGAGGGUUGCCUCCGACGAGUGGUGCUGCCACACCUGCUGCUCCAUCGACAAAGCAACAGUUGGAACAGCUCAACACCAUGCGCGAAGCGCUCUUCAGCCAGGAUGGAUGGGGUGGACAAAACGUGAACCAAGACACUGGCUGGGACAUCCCUUCAUCUCCAGAGCCUGCCACUAAAGAUAAUAAUGGAACGGACUUGUGGGAAGCCAACCUACGCAACGGCGGCCAGCCCCCUCCCCAGACUCAGCAGAAGACCCCGUGGGGACACACGCCCACCACCAACAUUGGCGGCACCUGGGGCGAGGACGACGAAGUGAGCGACAGCUCCAACAUGUGGACCGGAGUCCCUGCCAACCCCGGCCCCGGAGGCGUCGGCCCCGGCGGGCCCGGCCCGCAGUGGGGCGCUGGCGGCCCCGGACCGGGCGGUCCCGGAGGCCCCGGACCAGCGGGCGGCAUGUGGGGAGGACCGAAAAAAGACGACUGGAACCGAGGCAGCUCCAACUGGGGCGAGCCCCGCGGAGACCCUCGCGGCGGUGGCGGCGGCGGCGACCCCCGGAUGGGCAUGGACGCGAUGGGCGAUCCGCGCGACCCGCGCGACAUGAGAGGCGUUGGCGGCGGCGGCAUGGACCCUCGCGACAUGAGGGGCGUGGGACCGAACGACCCUCGCGACAUGCGCGGUGUGGACAUGCGCGGCGUGGACAUGCGCGGCGACCCCAUGAGGCCCAUGGACCCCAUGCGUGACCCAAGGGACAUGAGGGGCAUGGCGGACAUGCGCGGUGGCGACCCCAUGAUGCGCGGCGAUCCCCGCGGCAUUAGCGGCCGCCUCAACGGCGGCGUCAGCGACCCCUCGAUGUGGGGGCAGCCGCCCCAGCCGCCGCACCACAACAUGCCGCACCACCAGCAGUCGCAGCCCCCGCGCGUUGGGCCCGGCGGCGUCGGCUCUGGGGGCAACUUCCCUGGAGGUGUGAAUCAAUGGGCUGGUCCUCCUCCCAAAGAUAUUGGCAUGCCUGGAGGUGGCUCCAAGCCCUCAGGCUGGGAGGAACCAUCUCCCCCUCCCCAACGCCGUAACCUUACCAACUAUGACGACGGCACUUCCUUGUGGGGUCAGCAACAAAAUCGUAUGGGAGGUGGUGGUAAGGUGUCUCACUGGAAGGAUAUGCCUGCUCCGAACAUGGGCCGCUCCAUGCAAGGGUGCCCCCCAGGAAUGCCUCAAAACAGAAUGCCCGGAAACAACCCUGGCAACAUGAAGCCAGACAAUCCACUCUGGUCGCACCCUGGCCGCAAUGGUUCUUGGGAUGGCCCUCACGAAGGCGCUGGCGGUAACCCCUGGGUGGAAGAGCCCAAGGGAGGGCUUGGAGGAAUGAACAACUGGAAUGAUCCACCGCUCACGCCGUCUUGGGGUGGGCCUAAGCCCAAGACUCCUAUGAACCAAGGAGGCUGGGUCGACAAUGACAUGGACGCCUCUUGGGGUCAGCCCAAAUCUGGUCCAAAGCCUGCCAAGGAGAUGAUUUGGGCAAGCAAGCAGUUCCGCAUGCUCAGUGACAUGGGCUACAAGAAGGAUGAUGUCGAGAAUGCCUUGAGAGUCUCUAACAUGAAUCUGGAAAAUGCUCUUGAGAUGCUGAAUGCAAGUGGUAGAAUGAACAUGGAUGGGUGGCGUGCGGGUCACGAAGAUCAUGGUUUUGAUAUUGGUGGCAGCAGCCAUCCAGCUGGUGGUUCUGGUUCUGCAUUCUCAAAUCGCUUCCAGAGCGCUCCACCAAUGCAUUACGCCCCUCCGGGUGGUCCGGGUCUGAACAGCCAGCCUAGUCUUAUCAACAUGAAUAAUGCCAAUCCUAGUCUCACCAACAUAAGUCCUGCAUUGGUUCAGAAAAUGUUGAUGCAACAGCCGCCGCCUCAGCAGCCACCGUCACAGCAGUCUGCUCCAUUCAAUCAAUCACAGCGCAACUCCCAAAAUCAGCCCUCAGCUCAGCAACUGCAAAUGCUGGUUAAACAAAUACAGAUGGCUGUGAGUGCAGGCUAUUUGAACCAGCAAAUUCUCAACCAGCCUCUCUCGCCUCAAACUCUUCUUUUGCUGAAUCAGUUGCUGCAGCAAAUCAAGGUCCUGCAAACCCUGACCCAACAGCAUGCUGUGGUUUCUACUCAAAAGAAUAGCCCAGCAAUGCUCAACAUAUCCGUUCAGCUUACGAAGACUAAGCAACAAAUUGCUAACCUUCAGAACCAGAUUCAGGCACAGCAGGCCUUGUAUGUUAAGCACAUGCCUCCACAAGGACCUCCAGACUAUUUCAAACCUGACCCCAUGGGUGCCAUGCCCAGCUUCAAUGAUUUGACCAUUAAGGAGCCACCGGUGAUGAAUGAUCAGUCAUUCCAAAGUCCACAAUCUCGCCUGAAUCAGUGGAAGCUGCCGCCUUCCUUGGACAAGGAUUCUGAUGGCCUGGGCAAUGAAUUUAGCCGUGCCCCAGGCACUACCAGCAAAGCUCCUGGUUUGUCCCAAAGUCACUCAUCGCCCAACAUUAACCCAAUCCUCAGCCAGGGAGAUGGCCCAUGGGCAAGUGUGAGCCGCUCCAACUCUGAUACGGGUUGGCCAGAUUCUGCGGGUGUCAUUGAGAGUGGCGCCUCAGAUAAAGAUUGGCCAAUAACAUCUCAGUCUAAUUCAUUUUCUGAUCUUGUGCCCGAAUUUGAACCUGGCAAACCCUGGAAGGGUAUGAAGUCCAUUGAAGACGAUCCCAACAUUACUCCUGGGUCAGUGGGGCGCUCACCAUUGUCCUUGGCUGCACUGAAGGAGCCAGAAAUGUUUCCUUCUGGUGGUGUAAGCAAAACUUCACCAACUUCUUCUGGUGGUGAAAUCAUUACUCCUUUGAGUCUCUCGUCGUCGUCGACAUGGAGCUACAGCAAUACGGGGUCUUCAACUGCCACCUCCUUUGCCAGCCCCCUCGGCAAGCUCGGCUCCAAGGGUCCUUGGGGUGACGGCCCGGUGCCCACGCCUGCCAACUCGGAGCUGUGGGGCGCGCCGCAGAACAAGCCGCGUGGACCGCCGCCGGGACUGAGCAGCAAGAAUCCCAACGGCGGCGGCAACGGCGCGGCCGGCGGAGGAGGCCAGGGCGGCGGAGGCACGGGGUCGAGCGGCAGUAGCACGAGCAGCAACGGCUGGGGCCGCGGCUCUGGCGGCGGCAACGGCUCCGGCUCCGGCGGCGCUGCGUCGUGGGGCAUUCAGGGCGCAGGUGCGACUGCGACGCCCGGGGCGGGAACGGCGGGAACGGGCACCACUGGAACUGCGGGCUGGGGCUCUACGUGGCUCCUCCUUAAGAAUCUCACACCACAGAUUGACGGGUCCACUCUGAAGACGCUAUGCCUUCAGCAUGGUCCUCUUCAGAGCUUUCAUUUGUACCUGAAUCAUGGCAUUGCACUCGCCAAAUACCAGAGCCGUGAAGAGGCCAACAAGGCCCAAGCGGCAUUGAAUAACUGCGUCCUGAGCAACACAACGAUUUUCGCUGAGUCUCCAAGUGAUAGUGAAGUGCAUAACCUGCUCUCACACCUUGGUGGGCACGGUACCGCCCAGCAACAGCAGAGUGGAGGUUCCGCUCCCAACUGGGGCAUGCGCUCCUCCAGUGGAGGGGCAGGGGCUAACCCGGGAGCUCCCCCUGCUCCUGGGAAGGCCCCUCAAUCCUCUCAGGACACAUGGGGAUCUAGUGGAGGUAGCAAUAGCAGCCAGCUGUGGGCUAACACCCCAUCUAGCAGUGUGCUGUGGGGAAAUUCGCCCAUGGACUCGAGUGGGGACCAGCACCGGGCCACUCCCUCUGCUUUCCUCCCUGGUGACCUACUGGGAGGAGAGAGUAUGUGAGUCUAGGUGAGAAAGUCCCACAUCAUCCAUCGCAAUUUCUUUAAUGUAAGGCAUUGUACAAUCACUGACUGACAUAUCUCAAUUGAAAGCAAUUCCUGUGGUUUUGGUCUUCUGAGAACUGAAGUAGACCAAAGGAUAUGAAGCCUGUUCUCAAAACCAGUCAGUGCUUUCAUUGACAUAACUGAAAGCAGUUACCUAAAAUUAAGGCUCAGAGAAUUAUUCUAAGUGUUGUUUACAAUGAUUUAUCAUGUUUAGUAUCCCCUGGCUCUACCUGUGAUCUCAACUACCUUAAUCAAACGGCUGCUUUUUCCCUGUUGUUGUUUAUUAAUCUGAUUAUUAAUUGUAGUGGAAGGACUCUCCAAAAACAAACAAAAAAAGAUACAUAUUUUUUAAAAAACGAGAGUUCUUUUAUAUGCAAACAGACUGCACGCCCAAGUAUAUUUAACUGUUUACCUUUCCAUUGUUAUGAUUUAUGUUUUGUUCACCUUCCAAGUUUCACAGAGAGCCAGCCAUUUUGAGUCUCAUUUACCUGAAAUGGCUGUACAAAUCGUCAACUUUUGUAUUCACACCCAUGUGCUGUGACGUUCAUGUGUCGUUUUUGUCUUAGAUGUGUGAUGAAAUUGCUUUUGUAGUCCAUUUCUCUCUCAAGUUGUAAUUGUAGUCAUGUCUUUAAUUGGUGCAACAAAAUCACAAAUCAUCACAUCAAUGCUACCUAUGUGGUAUUGACAUUUCUAAGUUUUAUUAUUUUAUUAUAAAUUAUAUGUGUAAUGUGUAUCAGGGUUGGAACCCUACAGAGGCUCCACAUUCAAAGAUUAUUCUAAGUACUUGCAUUAGCUAAUUGAUGGUUUCAUGUGUACAUGUUUGAAAUGCCAACUGUAGUGCUUAGUUGAUGUGACCGAUCUAAGUUAACUGAGUAGUGAAAAGAUGAGAUUUGAAUUUGUGGUUAAUGGAAUGUGCUUUACUGUUGUUUCCUCUCUGCCAAUACUUGUACCAAAUAUUAUAUUAAACAGGAAACAUGUUUUACCUAGACUCUAAGGGUAUGAUAAUGUCAAUAGGAAGUAAGAUUUUAAUAUAGAAGUAAAUGGAAAAUAUACGAUAAAUGAUAUGGGGGAAGUGAAGUAACAAUUAACAAAAUGAGCAUUCUCCCCAAGUGUAGACUAAUGUCUUGGGACUCAACAAAUUGUGACUUAGGUCGCAUCGCUUCUUGAAUGUGAUAUAGCAACUAUAAUGGACCUGUGAAAUAAAAAAACCCUUGUCAAUUGUGACUUACUUGAGUGUGAAGAGUUGAACAGAGAGAGAGAAAUUCAAUGAAUACGUACACACAUCCUGUUUGGCUGUUGUCUUUAAUAUAUUGAAGAUCAUAGAGAUAUAUAAAUAAAUAUAUAUUAUAUUAUAUUAUAUUCAUGAAACAUAUAAUUAACUAAUAUGCCUAGAUUCCUAGAACUGAUGUUUUAUUAAAGUACAAGUGUUCAAGUCAUGUGUUUUUCCUCUAAGUGAAAAACAUGCCAGCAUUUUGCUUGAUGGUUUCAUGUUUUCGAGGGGUUAUUUGGUGUCUUGCUGAAAAAUACCAAGACCUUCAAUGCCUUUUCAAAAGUAAUACAUGAAGCAUAUUUGUUGUUUGUGUUCUGUGUUUAGUGCUUUCUGGUAUUACCUCUGUGACCAAAAGAAUGAUAUGGUCUUGUGAUGCAAUUUCUAUUAAUCUAUCAGAUUCAAAAGUAGAAUUAUGAUAUUUUGCGUGUGAAUGUGGCUAUUGAAACUCUUCAGUUAACUGUGAAGCUCAGCUUUAGUAGAAUUGAUGUUAAACUUGUUAAGAGAGUUACUCUUAAAGAAAUCUUGCACAAAUUAAGUUGGACUAGCUGAUAUGGGUACUGUCCAUCACCUGUGAAAGCAUGAAUUUGAGGCAUGUACCAUUUCUUAGUAUUUUAUAUCCCAACAGUAUUUUGUGAUGUCAGUGCCACCUUGUUGAAGUUGAUACAUGUCAGAAUAUUAAUUGAAAUGUGUGCUUUAAUAAUAUUAUUGAAUGUAGUAGUAAUAAGCUCGUUCAGCGACAUUGGAAAUGUUAGUGUUACUUCUUCAUGGUUAAUCAUAAAAUUUAAUUUUGAUGAAUUACAUGAGCCAUAUCAAUUAUUUGAAAACUAGUUUCCUCAUUACUGCUUGUUUUAAAAGUAUAUCUUGUGACUUCAAAAGUGAGAUGGUCUGUUAUAACAAGUCUGCCAAAAUGUGUUUUCUUUUAAUUAUUAUUUUUUAAUAAUAGAUUUUUUUUAAAAACAUAAAAUUGACUCUCUAAUACUUUUGAUAGCGGUAGUGUACAUAGAUUGGUAGUUGGAUUUUAACUAAUAACAAGAGCAAACGCCAAAAUUUGACCAAGUAUUUUCUUUAUUUUAUUGUUUUGUUUUACUCUGCAUUACAUUGAUGGUUAAGAAAAACAAGCUUGGUGCAUAGUUGUAAGAAUUGGCACUGAUAUUUUUCUUCCAGUGAUCUUACAUAAUGUGAAGAUAAAUGUGUAUUACUUCGUAGGUACAAAAAAUCAAUUUUGAACACACCUGUCUGUUUCAUGUUCAGAAGCUCUGAAUGUAUUAGUGCAUUUUUGUGUUUUGUGCAUAAACCAGCAUUGCAGGAAUCUGGCUUAGUCAUCUAGUAUUUGCCAAUACUUAAUUGUAUUAUUAUGAAUAUAUUUCUAAUGUCAUUGGAACUCUUCUAACAGUGCUAAUGAGUAGUUUAAAAGACACUGAAAAGACAAAGUCUCUGAGAAUCGGUAAUGGUAGCUAAUAUGCUCUCUGUGAGAUUCUUCAAUACUCUUCAUCAGGCCAUCCUGCCCUGUUGGUUCAACUUUGCCCAGCUGGUUUCUGAUAUGUUAGUUUGGGUUUCUGGGUUCUCUUAUGCACUUAAUAUCACUGGGUAAAUUAAAUAAUUGUAAAUAUUUGGUUGAAUGUAAAUUCCUUCUAGCAAUUAAGUGUUACUUAAGAUAAAGGGUUGUAGUGUUCCAUUAAUUUGAUGUGUGUUAAUGAAUUUUCAAAUGUGCAGGUUUACAUGUCGGCCACCAUUUGUGAUAGCAAAUUAAGUUGAUGUGUUGAACACUGUUCAAGGAGCGCCUUCCUAUAAUAGAGCAUUGAUACUUAGUUUUAAGCAAGAUUUUUAAAAACUGUUUGCUUGAUAUUAACAAAAGACUUAGGGGGUCAUGCAAAUGCUAAACUGGAACUUGUGCCAUGUGGUCUACUAUGACCAAAAAAACCUUUAAAUGUAAAUUCAAGCACUCUUUCAUCCAGAUACUUUUCCUGCUUUUGCUUAGUUAACUAAGUAUCCAGUUCCAUCUCAUUUGACCCCCUCCCAUUUCUCCAAUAUAUUUCUUGUGACAGAAAAGCCAUUGUACUUGUAGUUGUAGCUGAUAGAUUACCAGUACAAUCUAGGGUUGAUGUGGGAAAGAUCAGGACUGUAGUUUACUAGUUAGUUUAAAUGGAGUAUCUGGUUUAGUUUGAAUUGUUUUGUUUUUCUGUUAUGUUUUCAAAGCAUGUUUGUCUCUUGUUGACUGGUGUGCUUUUGUUACCAGACUCCCUUUAAUAUUAGUUAAUUUAAUGAGCUCCAGGUUACACAGAUCUACUUACUCCUUCCGUCUGCCAGAGGAUGGGUGUACUGCACUGGUUAGACACUCCUGAGAAUCGUGCCUGACUGACACACUACUAGUCUCCUAGCUGUAAAAUCAGUAAUUCUUAAAAUUAUCUAAGGUUUACAAAUUUGUUUUAUACUGGCAUUUUUAAUACAAUCAUGGGUAUACUUAAAGAAAAAUGCACAAGUCUUUUAUCAAUAAUAUUGACUUUUCUAUAUUUUUAUUUCCAAUAUUUUCUUCUUUGUUCCCCUUUUUUUGGUAGACAGUUUGGUUAUGGUUGCGUUUGAAUGACAUUUAGACCCAGCAACAUUAAGGAACACGGCACUUAUGUUCAUUGUUGCUUGUGAUACUGUGACUUUGUCUGAGAGGACUACCGCAAUUUUUUGAGUGGUUAUUUUGUGUUUUCAUGUCACUGUUUAAUAUUUAAUACCAAUUAUUAUCAUUGGAUGUUCGUUUAUUUUGUAAUAAAUUUGAAAAAAGUAGUUCUGUAAUCCCAUUCUUUCGAAAUUACCCUUACCCGCCUAAAGGCCUACAAGGCUCAUGAGUCCUAUCUUGUGGAUUUCAUUUGACAUUCCGACCAGCAAAACCAAUCAAUUUAUGUACCUGAUUUGUGUCACUCAAGCCAACAGUCCUAAUCUAGGCGGGAUAAGUAGAUUUUGUCUUUUCUUUGUUUUUUAGCAUUGUAUUCAUGAAGCAAUAUAUGAAAUGAAGUAACCACUCAGUGACCUUUUUGGUUUUUAUUUUAUUUGUCAUUGGUCAAAAGGCCUAUUGGUGUGGAGUUUUUGUCCAAAAUAUUAUGAAGGAAAUUUCUUGUCUUGCUGAUAAUGGUGUCAUUCUUAGUACGCUGAAUUCCUGAUGAAUUUUAGUCAAAUGAUUUUGUUUUUGUGUUCUCAUAGACUUGAUGAUUGCUGUAAAUCACCACCUCUCGUAAAACUAUUUUGGCUCCAAAUAUUGAACAUAAGUGCCUGCAUUUGAGCAUUUUAUGGUACCAUCCAUAUUACCCAGUUAUCGUCCAUGUCAGAAAUGUAACUAACAACAUAUCAGUUAAAUUUUUGUUUUUGAUCCUCAUUUUAAAUUGAAUUGCAAAGAGUUGGAGAGAUAGGAACUAAGUAGAUUAUUUCCUUCAUGAUGAUUUUUCAACAGACUCGUCAUGCCUAAGGUCGCACCUUUUGUCCAGUCAGGCACACCAUCAAUUCUUGCUGGUUUUGUUUUGGCAUCAAUACAAAGAACCUUGAUGGAGUGUCUGUAAAUGUUUGCUCAGUAAAGUCAGUGUUUCACCUGCAUGUCCUUUAGAAAUGCACAAAAUAUGUGAGUUUUGUUAUGUACAAGCACAAUGAAUGGACGACAGCAGUAAGGGUCAUUUUGCUAGCAAUCCAUCAAACUUUCUGUUUUAGUACAUGUUAUGUUUUAGAAAAAGAUCUUUUUUGUUCCAGUAGAGUAAAUGAUUCCCAGUGGUAUGUGGCACUGCUAAAGCUUUCUCUUAAAGUGUGCAGCAAAAAAAGAAAAAAAAGCAAACAAAAAAAACAAGGGUUUUCGCUUGUGGAUGGUAAAGAAAAAAAGAGAGAGCUAUUCAUGCCAAAUGUCUGACCUAAGUUCAUCAAUCUUUUAGUCAAUUGUGCUCUGACAUCAUUUAUAGAGGAUUUUUAUGUACCUACGUGAUCCUACUGUUGCUCAUAAAAUAGCCACUGGGAAUUGUCAUUCAUCAGACUAAUUUGAGCCUAUCUUUUCAUCUUAUUCAAUUUGGGGAACAUGAUUCUUCAUUGCCCAUAUCAUUAGUUGUGUCUUUUGUGCUUAUCAACAUUUUAAAAAAUAGCUAUCAGAGACUCAGGCAAUUGUGCUUGUGGACAUCGUAAGUAAGGUAAACACUGUGGUGGAACAUUUAAAGCUUAACCGACUGUAGAACUGUAUGUUGUCCAAUCUUUAAAGUAUAUUAUUAGCAAAUUAUUCAGGACCAUCAUAAGUAGAAACUUCUGUUGUAAUUACCACAUCUGCCAGGAUGUGUUCCAAGUCUUCAACCAAAAGACACUCAGUUGUUGGUAUGAAUGGAAGUUGUAAGGAGGUAUUGUCAAGGAAAGUUGCUGAAGUCAUUGUAUCAGCCUUAUAUUCAUUUCUUAUGACAUGUUACCACAUGAAAUAUCCCCUCCAUUAAUUUUAUGGUUGUGAGUUGUUGUAAUGGCACUUCCUAGAUUAGUGUGUAUAGUGAGAACUGUAGCUUUUGAUCUUAAUAUUAUUUAGAAUGCUUUUUUUAUUAUUAUUCAGCUUUACAAAAGUUAAGUGUGACAAAAAAAAUGUACUCAUGUGAUGAAUGUGUUUGUUAUUUAUAGGCAAUCGUGGAGGAUGUUCAGUCAAGAGGUCUGAUUUCUGUUGUCCUUCAUUGUGAAGUGCCUUUUAUGAAGUCCUUAAUGUGAUUUCUUAAAGACCUUUUAUUUUCUUAGUCAAGUGAAAAUGUGCAAUUUACGUUCGUGCUGAAACUUAAGGAAAAUUGUUUAAACAGUUAGCUAAGUGGCAUAAAGUUUGACUAAAUGUAUUAUGUCAACUGCCAGUGUUGUUUCUCAGGUGAUGGUGUGAAGGUUGUAAAUAAUUGUUGGGGCUUUGGAUUGGAUUGAGGGAAUAGUAGGGUUUCCAGCCCUGGAAGACUACUUUUGCUUAUUCUUUUAAGAUAUUCCAACCGAGUUUCUUUAACUCGGGUAUGCUUUGUGCAUCAGCUCAUUCUUUGACAUGUAAGAAUUCCUACUUGAAUGAAAGAUGUACUCAGUUAGUGAGCUUUCAUUUUUAAUUUAUUUUUGUCAGUAGUCUUGCAACCAGCUUCCUUGUGAGUUCUAUAUGUUAGCUAUGUUAUGGCUGAUAGGUUUGCUGAACAGAACACUGAAUGCUGAGAGAGAACUUGUUACUGUAGGAGCUCAUGGUGAAGCAGUGAUAUUCUUAACACAGUGUUGAACUUAUGCAGAGACUAAAAAAUUUUGUAUUUAUGGUCUAUUUUGAUGUUAACAAUCUUUUUAUGUCUAAUGUUUUGUGUAUUUUUGAACAAUUUGCUGUGGAAUUCUGUUAGACCUAACUCAGGACACUCACUUUCUUUCCAACUGGAGAGCAACUUUCAGAGACAGGGUUCUGUAACCAUGAAAUUGACAUAACCAUUUCUGGUCCAUAUCGAAAAACUUACAAUUUGUGGAACACAAUUUUGUUUUGAUUUGCUCAAAAUGUUCAUGUUAAUCAAUUUAGGCAAUGGUCCUCUACACAGCAUUUCUAUGGUCCUAUAUUACAUCUGCAGAUUAUGCAGCGUACCAUAAACAAAAGGGUGAUACAUAAAGUGAAUAGAAGCAAGGUUAGUGUUACUUGUAGGGAAAGAUCUCGUCUAAUGAAAUACGAUCUGCCAUGUUAAUAGUCAUGAACCAAUUUCCUCUAUUGUAAAUGUGAAAUAAGCAGAAGACUGGAAAUUUCAUUAACCAUAAUAUCCAGGUACAAAAGAAACCUGUGAACAGUGGAUACCUUCACUAAUUUUCACCUAUAUCUAUGAAGUAAAUUCAUUAUUUUAACCCCUGUAUCAAAUAUGCAGAGUUUACUUUACCUUAUUUUCAUUGUGACUUUCAAUGUAGGACUCAAGUGAGCUUACAACCUGGUCAGCAGUGGGAAUUGCUCUCCAUUUUGUCAAAACAUGUGCCUUUUCUUUUCAUUUCUUUUAAGGGAAAAAAUUGUCUUAAGUGAAACUUGUGGAUGUAAACAUUGCUUUUAAUACUGAGUGUAUCAAACACAGUGUGUGAUAAAAGGCAUUCAGAUUUAUAUAUUACUGUUCAAAUAAGGAUAAAAUCUUGCACCUAGUCCAAGCUUUUUCAUUUCUUCUAUUUGUGUAUCUACUAAUUGUGAUUAAUUUUCCUAUCUGUGCCUGUAUUGUCCAUGCCUGUCUCUGUGCGUCAGUCAUGAGAAGAAAAGAAGGGAUGGUUUACUCUAAUUUCUUCAAACUUGUGAGGUCAGGGAAAACUGAGCAGUUUUCGGAUUUAUGAUAGUUCAAUGCUGAAUCAUUUUUCUUCAUGUGCUGCAUGAAACUAAUUAUUCAAUUAUUACCGUACCUUCCUUCUGAAAUUUCCAUUUCAUGUCUGCAUAGUCUUAGUCGUACUAUAAAUUCGGUCUGAGUAGUCAUGGUCCUUUCACUUUCGUAUGAGUGUAUGUAAACCGUAUUUAAUUUAGGAAUGGGAAAUUUAAAGAGACAAUAAAUUCUACAAUACAAUCAAGGAAAAUAUUUACUUCUCUAGCAUUUUAACAGGUCAUUGUUAAAGUUACAUACUAUAUCCCAAUCUGUACCCUCUUACUUAAACAUUUUACAAGCUUUUAUUUCGAAGUCUAAUUACAGAAAAUUAUUUGGCAAAGCUUGAAACCUUGCAUACGGUUGGCUAAAAAAGUGAAACUAUCAACAUAUCCUUCCAUCCAUGUUGUGAUGGUUAACUGCUCUGAAUUCCUUCCUACAUCACAAUGAUCAUAUUUUAACUGGUGAUUGAAUUCCAGGAAAUAAGUGGUAUAUCUCAUUUUGCACAAUGGACUGAAGCACAGAUUAGACUGUAUUUGUAUUUUUCCCCGCACUCAAUAAGUUGUAAGAUGUUAAAAAUGGAAUUUCUUAGUCACUUAACGAUUCCAUUUACCAGUCAUGACAAAGUAAAAAGAAAAAGUACCCCUGAUCAGUAUUUAUCUGUGUAUGCUGAAGAAUUUUUAGUCCAAAAUUAAUUUACUUUUGUAUCAUAGAUGUCCAACUUGUGUUGGCAUUUCAUACAACAGAAAAUCAACCCCUAUUUUCUGCCACUUUGGUGCUGUUGAUUAUGACUAUUUUACUGUAUUCCAUUUCUUGUGUUCCUGCCAAGUUCAAAUGUUGGAAUGUUGCACAUAUAUUACAUACUUAAUGCUUGCUAUGAAUUAAAUUUCAUAAUACGCUUGCUGUGAAUGAAAAUGUUGCAUUGUGUAUCAUCUUGGUCUUAAAUAAAGUAAAAAUAUAAAGCUAAAGAAAUGAGCUCUACUAUAGUUCCUGUUCUACUCCUCAGUGAGUGGCAACCUUCAAUCAUGUGUGAGAUAUUUUAAGGUGACACAAUUGAUAAUAAUCCCAGAAUGCCUAAGAACAAAUGAUCUGGAGACACUUGACACAAAUCUGGUCAGUAGCAGAGAUCACUGAAUCUGUAUGAAAAUGUUCACACUUGAGAAGAAUUAUAUCAGCCCCAAAGUUUCAAGUAAGAGAUGCAGAAAGUGAAUAUGAGUGAACUGUCCUCUAUCACAGCCAAUCAUGCAGUUUUAUGCCUGCCUUUUGGGGGUUUCAAUCCACUGCAUUUUGCAUUAAGUCUCAGUGCUCCUCAGCUCUUUUAAUCACAAAACUGCUCAGAUAUUCUCAAGUGGGAAGACAGAAAAUUGAAACUGAGUGCCAAAGUUCCAAGCUCCUAUCACAUCACCUUGGCAUGCUCUCCUUCCUGAUGCUGACCUACACGUGUAGCAUGUUUCCUAAACCAUUCGUCAGGCUCUAGUUUGCAAUCAUUAGAUUUGUGUGUUGUAGAAUAUUUAAGCAUUUGCUCACAAAUAUUUGUCUUCUGUGUGAUAUGUUUUAAAUUAAAUUAAAAUUGUGAAUGGUGUAGUGUUUCUGAAGUCCUGAUAUUGUUGGUUCUUAUAUGCAUGUACUGCUGGGUGUCAUUGUUUAGUAGUACCUACUACCAUCCUUCAUUAAUUGUAAUACAUAACAAAAAUAUCAAAAUGGGAUUUUACAAGAACUGUCUUUUUUUUCUUUUGGUUGACAUUGUAAAUUCUGUGCAUCCUGCAAAGAUAAGCUUCUUUUUGCAUCUGCUACAUAAUCGAGUCUAAACUAGAAUUUCUAUAAGGUUUACAAGUUUCUUAUGUGUAUGUAAUGGAAAACGAACCAUAUAAGAUUCCAUUCGUAAUACCUAUGUAUGUUCUCUUUGCAUAAUUUCAAACUGUGUUCUACUCAUAUAAAACUUAAGAUUUAUGUGUGCUGGUCGUGUCGUGAUGUUGCUUGAUCAGUUAAUCAAUCAAUCUAUAAUUUUUGGUUGGUAGCAUGCAUCUUGACUAUGUUACAUUUUCUACUAUCUUUCUCUCUCUCUUUUCUCUCUAUAAACCCAUAGAGUAGAGAUUUAAAGAUGGUUAGGGUAAACCUUGUGAUCUGGAUGCUGUCAUUAAUUAAUGAAGGAAGAGGUUGCUGGUUAACUGGCUGGCUCAAAUUAUGCAUUAUUAAGUCAUAAGCAUGAGAAAGGAUUUCAACGCAAGACUUAGUGGCAUUGCAUUGCUCUCAACUUGUGAUUUUGUCUAUAGACUGGAGCUUAAAUUAAAGUACAAUAUUUUUGAAAUAAAUGAUGGAAAACAAAAUAAUUGAGUUGAAAUAACAGAACAUCACACUAUUCUGAAUCCACUCUGUGUUCCAUUGUAGAUUGGGAAGAUUGGUUAAGCACUAUAAGUGCUGAUGAUUGGCUAAUGUCUAAAGUGAUUCUAAAACAUUUGCCGGAUCCACAAGGUGUAAUUUUGUUACUUCCAGGCUUGAUCAGGGCUAGUUGUAUGAAUUCACCAUCCUGUCUUUACAAUUUAUCUGUGAGAAGCUGUGUUGUUUUAUGAAAUUUGAUUUAGUUGUAUGUUGAUUGCUUGCCGACAUUUUCCUAAGUGAUGUCCUAAGGUGAUUUUUUUCCUGAUGAAUAUUUAUAGAAUUGUUGAGAACUUUCAUGCAGUUGAAAUGAGUACUGAAAUUUUUCAACUUUUUAUUUUAGGCUGUUGGGUACUAGUCUGUUGGAAAAUACUGAGUUGAGAUUUCACAAGAAGUUAUUUUAAUUAAUUUGAUUUAUUUUCCUAGAGUAUGUUAUUUACACUGCAUAAAACUUUUACCAUUUACACUGGCCAAGAACCAGACUUGUUCACUGUAUGCUUGGUGGGGGUUGGAUGGAUUCUGUCAUACUUGAGAUGCCGAAGAUGGGUGUCUUGAAUGUCCUAAUAUGUGAUCCUUUCAUUCAGUUUCUUCCGUAUUAAUCUAGAUUUUGAGUGAGCCACACUUCCUCAAAUCACUGUCAAAAGCUGACCAUUUGAACUAUGACGGUGUUUAUCAUACUUUCCAAGAAAGAAAAAACAAAUUGAAGAACAGAGCAAUCCCUGUCACUUGCAGAUUCCUUUUAAGUAGUGGUUUCCUGUUUCUGUUUUUAUAACCAUUGUGAUUCAUACAUCUUGUUUUUUUUUUCUUUUUUGUAUCUUUGUUCUUGUAUUCCCAUUGUGUUCUUUUUGUGGUGCAUAUUAUGGUAAUGACUUUAAAUGUAAAAGUAAGAAUGUGGUUUAACUUCCCUUUGCAAUACCAUAACAUGGUGGGGAGCCAUGGUAAGCCUGUCCAAAUGGAACUGUCAGUAUAGUUGUUUGGCAAAGUGGGUUCUGUUAUUUUUUUUCGAAUGUUGUUGCUUCAUUAGUAAUAUUUGUUAUAUACAGUCAUAAUUAUCUACCUUAGCCUAUGUUUUUCUUGGUGUUUUAAGGUUUGUGUAAUGAAAGUUCUAGAAAAAUGCCAGUGACUCUUAAAGGAUUUGAUAUGUUAAUAUAUUAAUAUAUGUUAAAUCAUGUGAUGUAUAGUAAUAUAUUAAUUUAUCAGUUUAUAUUAUUGUACCAUCCUUAUCUGUAAGACCAGUAUGCAUUCAAUAAAGGUUGUCCUAAA